Molecule: messenger RNA, 1572 nt
Organism: Seminavis robusta
Lineage: Eukaryota; Bacillariophyta; Bacillariophyceae; Naviculales; Naviculaceae
Source: the annotation of a GenBank genome assembly
AUGACUGAAUGGUUCUAUGCGGUCCUGCAGAAAAUCAUCAAGACAACCAAGGGCAAGGUGAUAGUCAAGGAACAUUUUCAUGAUUGUGACUGCUUUCAUAUUCUACAUGCAUUGAUCCAGGAUGCCCACACCUCUGUAGAAGGUACACUGGAGUCUGUGGAGACCCUCAACCGGGUCACCAGGGUCAAAUACUCCACAACCAAGGGUUCUGCAGUGGAGUUCAUCAUCCACUACGAUGAAGUUCUCACACGAUACAAUGACUCCAAGACCAACGCGCAGGAUAAACUCAGUGAUAGUAUCCAAAAACUGUUCCUACAGCAGGCGUUCAUCGACAUCAAGGUUCUCAAUGACAUCAGCGCCAGGAAACAGGAGAACAUGUGCAGUAACGGUGCCCAUAUGUCCUACUCAUAUGAGAGAUACAAGGAGGUCCUGACCAACGCUGCUACCAGGUUUGAUGUCAACCACAAGCUUCUACCCCCUGGUAGAUCCCGCAGAGCCAACAUGGCUAUGAUCGACGAGUCUAAGGGUGAAGUCGGGCAACCUGAUGGCAUGGAUAGUCCAACGGAUGACCAAACUCAUCUCCAAGCAUUUGCGGCCAUGAGGGACCCCUCUGUCCGGCUCCCCGACCAACAUUGGACCCAACUUUCUAAUACGGGCAAGAAGAAUUGGCAUCAAUUUGAUGAUCACGACAAGAAGGUACUGAUGGCAUCCCAGCCGCCAGCACCCGCCGGUCGCCAAGCCAACGUUGCCAACAGCACGAUGGACCCCCGCAGUGAAGCUGACCUUGCAGUCGGGGACACACCAGGACCAUCAUUGGAUGUAAACCAGGCAGAUACGACACCUUCAGUUGGCAAACCUGCGGCUUCCCCAUCACAUUCGGCACCCCAGGCAAAGGCAAAUGACAAACACCCUGGGAAUGUCCGUCGAAUGAUGUCAAACAACACAGGCAAACGGCAGGGUUACACCGUCUCGUUCAGCCCUGAUACUGGUUCUGCCCCACCAUCUGGCUUUGCCAAGGCCACGGGUGAUGACAUUGACACCAAGUUACAGGCCUACUGGUCCUCUAGUCAGAUGCCUGAUGUCAGGGUUAUUCACCGCUACGGUCAAUUCAUUGAUCUCAGUGGCAUUGAUGACCAUACAGUUCAGAACCUCCAGCUUGCCACGGCAGCUGCUUACAUCCUCACAGACCAUGGCCCCAUCAUUGGUCUGAUACACCAGGGUGCUGCCAUGUCCCAUGGGAAAACCAUUCUCUCCCCAGGUCAGUUGGAGCAUUUCGGGUGCCGUGUCCAUGACAAGGCCCUGACUGUCACCGGGCUCGACCCUUACUUUGUGACCCCCAAUGGUUUCAGGGUGCCCAUGGCCAUCCAGUCCGGGCUACCCUAUGUCCAACUAUGGCCACCUACUGACCAGGAGCUCAGUGACAGUAGUAUUCCCCAUGUGGACCUCACCAGCCCUCAUGCCUGGGAUCCCUCCUGUCUUGACUCUGUCCCUGCGGAUGACUGGUUCCUUCAGCAGGACAACACCCUUUACAAUGAUGGGGAGUUCCCACUGGACCCUCUUGGGCGACUUUGA